AUGAGCCUCCAAGAACUUGUCGCUUCUCUUGCUCAAAGCCAAACCCAAUUUCAACAGGAGACCAAGAACACUUUCUCCAACAUUCAAGCACAAAUUGGAGACUUGGCCACUGCUCUCAACAAGAUAGAACAAAGGGGUAGACAUCCAUCUCAAACUGAGAAGAACCCUAAUGCGAGUGCAAUAACUUUAAGAAGUGGGAAAACACUUGGAAAAAGCAACCCUAAAAGAGUUUCAAGAGAAGAAGAAGAUGAAGUCAUCAUUGUUGAACCUUCAAAAGUUGUAGCUCCCCCAAAGGAACCGGUUGUGCCAAACGUUGAUCAACCCGACUCUUCCAACAAACCCAUCAAACCAUUAGUCAUACCACCACCUUUUCCUUCCCGAUUAGCCUUUUCCAAGAAGAUAGAGGAAGAAAAUGAAUUAUUUGAAACUUUCCGCAAGGUCCAAAUCAACAUUCCACUAUUGAAUGCUAUUAAGCAAAUUCCAAGUUAUGCAAAAUGCCUCAAGGAUUUAUGCACUAAGAAGAGAAAAUUCAAGGCAAAUGAAAAGAUUCAAGUCAAUGCAAAUGUGUCUACAGUUAUCCAAAAGAAGUUACCUCCGAAAUGCAAGGAUCCGAGAAUAUUUGCUAUCCCUUGUACCAUUGGUGAUUUGCAUAUCGAAAGUACCAUGUUAGGUAUUGGAGGCUCGAUCAAUGUGAUGUCAUAUUUGGUUUUUCAAUCUCUCAAUGUUGGAUCUUUGGAAGACACCAGAGUAAUCAUUCAAUUAGCAGACAAGUCAAAAAAGACUCCUUCCAAAUCAUCUAUGAUCCUCCUUGCAAGACCUUUCAUGUAUACCGCUCACACAAUCAUUGAUGUCCAUAAAAGAAAGAUAACUAUGGAGUUUGAUGGAGAAACCAUUCACUUCAACAUCUUUGAAGCAAUGAGGUACCCUAGCAACAUUUCUCCAUUGUAUCGGGUUGAUGUGAUUGAGCCAAUAAACGAGAUAAGCCGUAAUGUAUGCACAAACAAGAUACUCAUGGCAGAUGAUUGUAAGCCUAAGAGGGAAGCUCAAAGAAGAUUGAAUCAUCCAAUGAUGGAAGUGACCAAUAAGAAGAUAAUUAAAAGGUUCAAAAGGUGCAAAGAGAAGAAAAAGGCAUUUCAUGACAAACACAUAACCCAAAAACACUUUAUUCCGAGUCAAAAAUUUCUUCUUUAUCAUUCACGCUUAAAGCUAUUCUCAGGAAGGUUGCGAUCUCGAUGGCACGGACCUUUUAUUGUUAUAAAAGUGUUUGAUCACGGUGCGGUUGAAAUAAAGAUUUUGGACACAAAUCAAAUAUUCAAAGUGAAUGGACACCGCUUGAAACCGUUCUAUGAAGGAUUUGAGACGGGAGAAUUCGACAAAGUAACAUUGGAAAACCCAAAUUACGAAGAUUAA
This is a messenger RNA of Lactuca sativa (garden lettuce), 1410 nucleotides long. RefSeq lists its product as uncharacterized. The record is from RefSeq and is a predicted model, not a curated record. NCBI's taxonomy places the organism in Eukaryota, Viridiplantae, Streptophyta, Magnoliopsida, Asterales, Asteraceae.